This is a messenger RNA of Dendrobium catenatum, 735 nucleotides long. RefSeq names its product agamous-like MADS-box protein AGL80. Gene Ontology annotation, molecular function: RNA polymerase II cis-regulatory region sequence-specific DNA binding; DNA-binding transcription factor activity, RNA polymerase II-specific; protein dimerization activity. The transcript has 2 exons. Gene Ontology annotation, biological process: positive regulation of transcription by RNA polymerase II. Lineage: Eukaryota; Viridiplantae; Streptophyta; Magnoliopsida; Asparagales; Orchidaceae. Bases 1 to 735 code for a protein of 244 amino acids. The record is from RefSeq and is a predicted model, not a curated record.
AUGGCGAGGAAGAAGGUGAAGCUUGAAUGGAUAGCUAAUGACUCUGCCCGCAGAGCCACGCUGAAGAAGAGGAGGAAGGGAUUGGUGAAGAAGGUUGAAGAGCUCAGCACGCUCUGUGAUGUUAAGGCUUGUUUGAUAAUCUAUGCGCCCAGUGACGCACAGCCGGAGGUUUGGCCUUCUCCCCAUGAAGCUAACAAAGUUCUGGCUAAGCUGCGGCGGUUGCCGGAGAUGGAGCAGAGCAAGAAGAUGAUGAACCAGGAAGGCUUUAUGAGGCACAGGAUUGGGAAGCUGCAAGAACAGAUUCGGAAGCAGGAGAGAGAGAACCGAGAAGUAGAGACAAUGCUGAUAAUGUACAAAGGCCUCAUGGGGAAGAUGAACUUGCAGAGCUUAGAAAUGAGGAGCCUGACAAGCUUAGCCUGGCACAUUGAGCUCAAGCUGAAGGAAGUAAAGAGGAGAUUAGAGCACCUUCCAUUAGAGAUGGUCGCUGCAAAGGCAGAUAUCAAGGAGGAGCUGCCUCCAAUGGCAGAGAUUAUUAUGAAGGAGGUGGCGGUGGCGGCGGCGGAGCCGACUCCGGAGACGAAGGAGAAGCUGGUGUUCGACGAGGCCAUGGAGGAUCUGCAGAGGCAGGAUUGGUUCCGUGAUAUUAUGAAUCCACAGGAAGAGAUCAUGAAUAACGUUCCAUUCUAUGAACAUGGAAGUCCUGCAUGGUUGGAUUCUUACUAUCCAAAGAACUGA